UUUCCUUUUCUCUAUCCCAAUACUUAGCAGCACACAUUGUGCUGCAGAUGGAUAGCAGUAGCAGAAGGGUGCAGUGGGAGCUCCUUCUUUAAACUCUCUUUUCUUGGUUGUGGCCUUGUAGGUAUAGAGAGAGAGAGAGAGAGAGAGAGAGAGAGAGAGAGAGAGUAUCUUAGCAGCUAUUCUAUGUAUAUAGAUAUAUAUUAUAUAUAUAAAAGGGGGACUACCACCCACUUUUCCCCACUGAGAACUCCACACAGCAACACAUGUAGCAGUGUCAUUUCCUUUUCUUAAUUCUUUUCCCACCUCUGACCUCUCCCACACACCCCCAGUCCCCCCCCCCCAACACAACCUUUUCUUUCCAUAAUUUAGCAUCCAUACAUCUCCCCCACUAUACAUACUUACACUAUCCACCUCUCAAUUCACCACUUCUCUCUCUCUCUCUCUCUCUAUCUCUCUCUCUCUCCAUCUCUAUCUCUAUCUCCUCUUCUUUUAUUCUCUUUCUCUCUCUCUCUUUCUCUCUCUCUCUCUCUCUCUCUCUCUCUUAUCAAAAGAGCCAAGACCAAUGAAGCCAUUUGAGCCCACAUAGCACACAAUGGUGUAAGGGGUGGAAAUUAGUGGACUUGGAGAUGAUCCAUAGUUGCUGAAUACAUCAGAUCUUUCCCUGCAAUUAACACAAGUUCCAAUUGAGGACAAUAUGGAGAAAUCCAACCAAGAAUGGUUUGAAUUAGAAGCCUCUGAGAGCAGCAGCCAAGUAGCUUCCAACAUCUCCAACCAGGCAUCAUCACCAGCCUCUGUCUCGAAGGAAGAUCGACCGACGAGCGCCGCCCUCCGACCGUCAGACCUCGACCUCUCGCUGACCAUCAAUGCAUGUUCAUCUCCAGAAGCCAACAACAAUGCUCGUCGCAACUCCUUGACCAGCAGUAGUGAGAGCACAAGUGAUCAGAACCCAAGCCAUGAACACAAUAUUCCCCCCAACCCUUCAAGAGUGUUCUCAUGCAACUACUGCCAAAGGAAGUUCUACAGCUCCCAAGCUCUAGGAGGCCACCAAAAUGCGCAUAAAAGAGAGCGAAGCCUCGCGAAAAGGGCCCUGAAACUGAACACAUUCCUACCAUUCUCUUACUCCAGCAUGUCCUCACUACCCCUACAUGGAUCAAACCUCCACUCUUUGGGGAUCAAGGCUCACUCCUCAUUGCACCAAGGGGUGUUAGAGAGGCAAGAGGGCCACGGCGGGCCGCGGUUCGUCCGCGGUUUGCUCGGGCCGAUGCCGUUCUUCGCGGAGGACGACGACUUGGGCUUCUACUGGCCCGGGAGUUUCAGGCAAAUGAUAAGCGAUCCGAACUUGAAUUCGAAUUCGAAUGACGGCGCGGUGAACGCCUUGUCGUCGGCCGAGGAGCUCGAUCUCACUCUUAGGCUUUGAGCUGGUUGAUCUUUGAUUGGUUUUCUUUUUAUUCCUUUUGCAUUAAGUGAUUCUCUUUUUCCACAUAGUGAGGUAUGUGAAACUUAUAUAUUUGGUGGUUGCGAAGUGUUGAUUCUUGUUGCAUAUCUCUAGAACAACAUCAAUUAUGCUUGGUAUUGUGAUAUGGAUGCUUCUUAUAAACUAGAACCAUCUCCAAUUGUUGUGUGUUGUAUGUAAUUUAUGGAGCUAAAUUGUUCCCUUGAGAGUU
Ananas comosus (pineapple) is the source of this 1664-nucleotide messenger RNA. RefSeq names its product zinc finger protein 4-like. The transcript has 2 exons. Gene Ontology annotation, biological process: negative regulation of abscisic acid-activated signaling pathway. NCBI's taxonomy places the organism in Eukaryota, Viridiplantae, Streptophyta, Magnoliopsida, Poales, Bromeliaceae. The coding region runs from base 695 to 1417 and encodes 240 amino acids. The record is from RefSeq and is a predicted model, not a curated record.